CACCUUCCUCUUUUCCUGCUUGUGUCAUUCAGAUCAUGAGACUUCUGCUUUCACCACAAACCAAAGUCCUAAAUAAGUUCCUAGGGAUGAGGUCUUUUCAUCCUGAGGUGUUGCUGCUCUUCAGUCUGAUCAGCCUCGUUUCUGGGCUGCAGUUUGCAACUUCAUCUUUCUCCCAGGUGCCUUUCCUCUCUGUGUGGAACGCCCCGACUGCCAGCUGCCUCUCUCAGUAUGGCGUCAAUCUUGACCUGGGGACAUUCAGCAUCGUCCAGAACCAGAACCAAACCUUUAUGGGUGAGAACAUAACCAUCUUCUAUGCUGAAAAGCUUGGUCUGUACCCGAGGUACUCCAGCCAGGGGCAGGCAGUUAACGGCGGGGUGCCACAGAACAGCAGCCUGGGUGGACACCUCAGAGCUGCCGCUGAAGACAUCCACACCUGUAUCCCUGACAGGGGUUUCCAGGGCCUGGCUGUGGUGGACUGGGAGAGCUGGAGACCUGUGUGGGAGAGAAACUGGGACAGUAAGCAGGUGUACUGGGAGGGGUCGAGGGCAUUGGUGAGGUCCCAGCAUCCGGACUGGAGCCCCGCACAGGUAGACGCUGUGGCACAUAAGGAGUUUGAAGAAGCCGGGAGAAAUUUCAUGGAGGAAACUUUGAAACUGGGGCAGCAGGAAAGGCCGAAUGGUUUGUGGGGUUUUUACGGUUUCCCCAACUGCUACAACUACUACAGUGGCAAAAGCACUAACUACACAGGGGAGUGUCCACCUGUAGAGGUAAAGAGGAACGACAGGCUUUUCUGGCUGUGGAGCGCCUCCUCUGCUCUGUAUCCUGACAUCUACCUGAGCCAGGAGCUGCGAGGCCUCAGCAGAGAAGUUCUGCUCUACACUCACCAUCGCAUCCUGGAGGCCAUGAGAGCAGGAGCUCAGGUGACUCCAUCAGCACCACCUGUGUUCCCCUACGCUCGCAUUGUCUACACCUACACGUUAGACUUCCUCUCCCAGGAGCACCUGGUCUACACGAUCGGAGAGAGUGCUGCCUUAGGAUCUGCAGGGGUGGUGCUGUGGGGCGACCACCUCUUGUCCAAAACUCAGGCUACCUGCGAAGCUGUCAAGUCUUACAUCGAUGAGUCUCUGGGUCCUUACCUGGUUAACGUAACAUCGGCCGCUGUGCUUUGCAGUCAGACACUUUGUUCCUCCAAGGGAAGGUGCCAAAGGAGGAACCCGAACUCAAGGGCCUACCUUCACCUCGACCCUGCUGCGUGGAAGAUAGUGUCUGAGAAGACACCAUUAGGAGGGAAGAACUACAGAGUUUUAGGACAGAUGUGGACGCAGAACGUAAAGCUGAUGAAGUUUGACUUUGAGUGCAAGUGUUAUCCUGGCUGGGGUGGUGAGAGCUGCUCCAAGCCAAGUCAGGGAUGAGACUGUUCUUGGAGGAGGUUUAUGACCAGCAGGUGGUGUUAUGGGACAGCUAACAUAAAAGAAAGACACCAAACAUCAAGGUCGGAGCUGUGGUUGCUAGUAACCACCGCAGCAAGAGUCAAAUAACUGUAGUGGAAAAAACACAUUUGACUCAGUGUGUGAGAUUUUAAUGAGUUUAUACCCAAACUCUGCAGCAGCUGGAGUGUCAGCGAUGAAUUAAAGUCACUGUAAUUGAGAGCCAAACAGAGCAAAGACAGGAUAAGGUGACCUUGAUUGAUUUACGUGUAGCGUGUACAAUGCUGUCUUAUCUGAUAGCCACCCCAGCUUCAAACUGGUGCCAUUGAUAGUAAUUUCCCUCCUCUGUCCCCUGAGGCUCAGCAGACUGGAAGAACAGUUUCCCACAAGGCCCUGCUGUUUCCUGCUUCCUGCUUUAUCAUAACUGGCUGGAUUGUAAGGAAAUGAGGAGGAGAUAGAUGUUUGUUUUUUUGAAAAACGGAGGCAAGACAUCUGCAGCCUGUGCUUUUUUAAAAAUAAAUGUGGGUUUUUGCAGGUUA
This is a messenger RNA of Amphiprion ocellaris (clown anemonefish), 1966 nucleotides long. RefSeq names its product hyaluronidase 1 (gene hyal1). NCBI's taxonomy places the organism in Eukaryota, Metazoa, Chordata, Actinopteri, Pomacentridae. Gene Ontology annotation, molecular function: hyalurononglucosaminidase activity. Bases 36 to 1412 code for a protein of 458 amino acids. The record is from RefSeq and is a predicted model, not a curated record. The transcript is spliced from 5 exons. Gene Ontology annotation, biological process: carbohydrate metabolic process; hyaluronan catabolic process.